UUAUGGAAAGUACCUUCGAGGGCUACAAUGCCUACGGUCAGGCAGAGUCUGGAAAGACCUUUACCAUGAUGGGCACACCGGAAGCUCAAGGAUUGAUACCACGAGAGAAAACGUGAAAGUGACAAAAUACCACCACGGCGUGCAAACGUCCUUGACAGAAUCUAUACGUUUCUUAUAGCAAUAGCUUUAGUAAAGAUAGCCGUGGGAGUUUGUUCCUUUAACAAAAUGGAGUUAGCGAUGAAUGCAAAAAACGAUUGUACAAAUGGAUGGCAAAAAAACACGAAUUUUCAAUACAAAGACUUCACAUUUCAUCACUCUUAUUGGCCCUGCGACGCAAACGAUGACAAUUAUGCAUCUCAGAAAGAGGUUUUCAAUGAUCUUGGUACGGACGUUAUGGAAAGUACCUUCGAGGGCUACAAUGCCUACGGUCAGGCAGAGUCUGGAAAGACCUUUACCAUGAUGGGCACACCGGAAGCUCAAGGAUUGAUACCACGCAGGUCUAACACGCUGUUUGCCAGAAUGACAGGUGCUAAAGAGAGCGGGACGUCUUAUAGAACCGAAUUAUCAUUCCUAGAAAUACACAAUGAAAGAGUGACAGAUCUACUGAGGCGGAUCAGUCACAGUCUCAUUCUUUCCGAGUGCGGGAACAUCCUAAAAGAGGACCUUAUGUCCAAGACCUGUCAAACCACCUCGUGUACGACUAUUCCGAUAUUCAGGAAUGCAUGGUGAGAGGUAAUACGCACAGAACUGCGGUAAGCACAAACAUAAACGACGCGAGCAACAAGAAUCGCGCGAUUUUUACGAUGACGUUCGUGCAAGCUGGACUAUCCGAAAGCAAUAUGUCGUCGGAGACCGUUUCGAAGGUGUAUCUUGUCGACUUGACUGGAAGCAAACAUGCGAAUGCAAAGGCUGCGACAGGCCAACGACUAAAAGAAGGUGCGCACAUUAAUAGAUCACUGGUAACAUUUGGUUCUGUGAUAUCGACGCUCUCGGAAGUUAGUUCCACAGGCGACGCGUCUUCCUCUUAUAAGCGUAAUGUCUUCAUACCUUAUCGAGAUAGUGUACGUGGUUAUUAAAGGAUUCGCUUGGAGGUAACUCGAAGACAAUUAUGAUAGCUGCUAUUAGUCCGGCCGACUGCAAUUACCUCGAGUAAUUAUGCAGUACGCUAACCGAGCGAAAAAAUAUUAUUAAUAAAACUAUUAUCACGAUAUGAGUAUCAGUAUUUUUACAUUUUAUUCUGCUUUUUUAAUGCGAUGAUAUGUUUCUAUCCAUGAAAUAGUAUUGAAACACCUGCUAAACG
Molecule: messenger RNA, 1300 nt
Organism: Bombus impatiens (common eastern bumble bee)
Lineage: Eukaryota; Metazoa; Arthropoda; Insecta; Hymenoptera; Apidae
Product: kinesin-like protein Klp98A
Exons: 2
Coding region: 226-729 (167 amino acids)
Biological process (GO): microtubule-based movement
Molecular function (GO): microtubule binding; ATP binding; microtubule motor activity
Source: RefSeq, a predicted model, not a curated record